AGUAGUAGGAGGGGAAAAGAAGAAAAGCAGGAGACCUGGCGUAUUUCCGUAGAUUAAGACUGCUCUUCUGAACAGAAUGCUGUUCGUUUUGCAUUUUAUGGCUAACACAGAUUUUGCGAGCACGUACGAUCCUUCGCUUCCAAGAAUUUAAUUUUGUCCAGUGUAACAAACGAGCGAGUGAAUCUGGGUAAGUCCCCAGCAUUCUGAUGCUUUCACUGUUCACUUAGUUUUGUUUACAAGCAACAAGCUUCAAAUCGGGUUGGUUUCCAUUCGCUAAUGUUUGCAUGAGGAGCUGCACUUCUGCACACCUUUGAGUAGCAGUAUGAUGCAGGCAGGAAUCUGUCUGAGACAGGACACUGAGACAACACUACCAGAGUUCACUGAGGAGCACAGGAUCAGACAGAAAGAAGAGGAACUCAGUGGACUGGAGUCUGUCCACAUGGUAGAGUCAGAGACAAUGUGUGCUGCACCAGGACUCGACACACUGGAGCCAGAGUGUGUUACAGCACACAGUGGGGUCAGUGAUGUACACCACACACACACAUCACUGAUUAAAACAGAAACUGAUCUGUGCUCCACCCACACUGGGGACUUUAUUCCAACUGAGAGCCUAGAUGGUACAGAGCUGCGAUAUGUAACCCAUCUGCAGCCUGACCAAAUCAAAACCGAGACUGAUGAUGGAGGAUAUCUUAAGACAGAACACAUUGGUGGCUUGCUGGAUAUUAAAUGUGUUAAUAUUAGAACGUGUGAAAUGAAGUGUGAAUCCAGUGAAAGUAUAGUGAGUGAUCUGAUGAAUACUGUGGUAAGUGAAGCUGCAGUUGAUCACAAAGACCAGAUUGAACCAUGGCAAUGUGCCGCAGAGUCAGAACCCAACUGUAAAAAAGAAAUUAAUGAUGUGCCUACCAAAUAUGUGGAUGUAAAUCAUCACUGUGAAAUGAUCACUGAAAGUGGUCACACCAGAAUUGUCCAGAAGAUUACAAACAAUACCAACGAACAUAAUGAUUUCCAGGGAAUGGAUGUGAUAGCUGAACACAUGAUAAAUAAUUCAAAUAAAAACCAAAGCUUUUUGAAUUUCCGUCAAAAAAAUAUAAUUUGUAGAAAUAAUGGUGCAACUAAUACUGGUGAAAAGCGUUACAAAUGUUCUCAGUGUGAGAAGUGUUUUUCCUCAACAUCUAAUUUAAAUGUCCAUAAGAGAAUUCAUACAAGUGAUGAGCCCUACAAAUGUUCUCAGUGUGGGAAGUACUUUUCCACAAUAUCUCAUUUCAAUUCCCACCAGCGAAUUCAUACAGGUGAAAAGCGUUACAAAUGUUCUCAGUGUGAGAAGUGUUUUAAUUCCAAAUCUGGUUUUAAAACACACCUGACAAUUCAUACAGGUGAAAAGCCAUACAAAUGUUCUCAGUGUGGGAAGUGUUUUUCCUCAACAUCUAAUUUAAAUGUCCAUAAGAGAAUUCAUACAAGUGACGAGCCCUACAAAUGUUCUCAUUGUGGGAAGUGUCUUUCCUCCAUAUAUACUUUAAAUAGCCACCUGAAAAUUCAUACAGGUGAAAAGCCCUACAGAUGUUCUCAGUGUGGGAAGUGCUUUUCCACAAUAUCUCAUUUCAAUUCCCACCAGCGAAUUCAUACUGGUGAAAAGCGUUACAAAUGUUCUCAGUGUGAGAAGUGUUUUAAUACCAAAUCUGGUUUAAAAACACACCUGAGAGUUCAUACAGGUGAAAAGCCCUACAAAUGUUCUCAGUGUGGGAAGUGCUUUAGUUCCAAAUCUGGUUUAAAUAGACACCUGAGAAUUCAUACAAGUGAAAAGCCCUACAAAUGUUCUCAGUGUGGGAAGUGCUUUGCCACUAUAUCUAAUGUAAAUGCCCACCAGAGAAUUCAUACAGGUGAUGAGCCCUACAAAUGUUCUCAGUGUGGGAAGUGUUUUAAUACCAAGUCUGGUUUAAAAACACACCUGACAAUUCAUACUGGUGAAAAGCCCUACAAAUGUUCUCAGUGUGGGAAGUGUUUUUCCUCAACGUCUAAUUUAAAUGUCCACCAGAGAUAUCAUACAAGUGAUGAGCCCUACAAAUGUUCUCAUUGUGGGAAGUGUCUUUCCUCCAUAUAUACUUUAAAUAGCCACCUGAAAAUUCAUACAGGUGAAAAGCCCUACAAAUGUUCUCAGUGUAGGAAGUGCUUUUCCACAAUAUCUCAUUUCAAUUCCCACCAGCGAAUUCAUACAGGUGAAAAGUGUUACAAAUGUUCUCAGUGUGCGAAGUGCUUUAAUUAUAAAUCUGGUUUAAAUAGACACCUGAGAAUUCAUACAGGUGAAAAGCCCUACAAAUGUUCUCAGUGUGGAAAGUGCUUUGGCAGAAUAUCUAAUUUAAAUGCCCACCUGAUAAUUCAUACAGGUAAUGAGCCCUUCAAAUGUUCUCAGUGUGGGAAGUGUUUUAAUACCAAAUCUGGUUUAAAAACACACCUGAGAAUUCAUACAGGUGAAAAGCCCUACAAGUGUUCUCAGUGCGGGAAGUGCUUUACAUCCAAAUCUAGUUUCAAUAGACACCUGAGAAUUCAUACAGGAGAAAAACCCUACAAAUGUUCUCAGUGUGGGAAGUGCUUUAAUUCCAAAUCUAAUUUAAAUAUCCACAAGAGGAUUCAUACAGGGGAAAAGCCAUACAGGUGUAGUGAGUGUGGGAAGUCUUUUAAUACAAAAUAUCAUUUAAAGACACACGAGAUAAUUCAUUCAGGUGAAAGGCCCUUCAAAUGUAGUGAGUGCGAACAGUGUUUUAAUACCAAAUAUCGUUUCAAUCAACACAAGACAUUUCAUACAGGUAAAAAGUCCUACGGAGUGUAGGAAGUGUUUUUUCCAAAUAAAUUAUUGAAAUUGCCACAAGGUGAUUCAUACAAGUGACAAUCCCUUCAAAUGAAUUCAGUAUGGCAGGUGUUUUAAAUUACCUUAACUGGAUUCAUUCAGGGGAAAAGCCUUAUAGUGGUAUUUUGUGUGGGAAGUGCUUUUCCAGAACAAGCUUUUUAAAAUGCAUGAAGUUAAUUCAUACAAGUGAAAAGCCACGAACAUGUAUUCAGUGAGGGAACUGAUUUUUCUUUAACAUGUGCUUUGCAUCGCUACAACAUGAUGUUGCAUGUGAAUAGGCCCGCAAUUAGUGCGGUCAGUGUGGGAAAUGUUUUAAUGCAAAAUAUAAUUCAGAGACUUCACACAGAUGAACAGCCCUGUACGUGUACAUAGAGCAGAAAACAUAACUGAACUUUCUGCUGGAGAAUUCAUACAGGUGAAAUUCCCUACAAACAUUUUUUAGUGUGGGAAGUGUUUUUGACAACACAUGCUUUAACUUGCCAAGGUCUAUAUACAGGUAAAAUGCCCAAUGUUAAAAAAAAAAAAAAAAAAGGCAUUUUUUUCAGUAUCAACAAUAAAUGCUACUUUUUUUAUUUAUUUUUUAUUUUUUACAAAUUUUUAUUUCUUCACACAUGCAAAUGUUUUCUUUUCGUAUUAUGAACCUUUAUAAUUUCAGGCCACAUUAUUUAAUUGAAUCUAGCCUAUAUAUAAAAAUUUCCAGAAGUUAAAUUGUUCUGGUGAAAAACCACAGUUUUUAUACAAGCUGAAGGGACUUUUCCACAGAGCCUUCUUCUCAAAGUGCCACUAUAGGGUAUUGACUCCUCAAAUAAACUUUCAAAUUUAGGAUUUUUACCAGUAAGUUUUCAGGUGGAAAUUUGCACUUGUAAUUAAUUAUUUUUGUGACCUGCCUUCUGUACCAAACCUUUCCUUCUGUAUAGUAGCACAGUAUAUCAUUGCCCUGUGGUUUUCCUUGGUGAUUGUAUUUUUGAGAGGCAUUUGAAAUACAGCACAAUAGCUGGGGCAAACUGGAAUCCCAUUUUCUUUAAUAACGAGUGUUUCACCAUUUCUUUUUUUAGAAAAAGUAAUUUCCCUUGGAGUCCAAUUGCUGAUAUAUUGUGAUGAUGAGACUGACUCCAGUGUACCUUUUUUGAAAGACACAAUGCGAAAACUCUUUGCAUAUACUGCUGUAAGAAACAUGGUUGUGUGUCUUGCCAACAUGUAUCAUAAAACGAACUUAACGGUAUUGGCUUUUUCAAUUGUUUUACUGCCAAUGUAGAGGCUGUAAUGUGUUAAUGAAUUUAGUUUCAAUUCCUGCUGUGCAUUCCUGAACACUUCACCCUAUAUGAAUUGUGUAUGAAAUAAAUUUACUUUGCUUCCUGCUUUACCACC
Molecule: messenger RNA, 4210 nt
Organism: Anguilla anguilla (European eel)
Lineage: Eukaryota; Metazoa; Chordata; Actinopteri; Anguilliformes; Anguillidae
Product: zinc finger protein 345-like
Exons: 2
Coding region: 323-2824 (833 amino acids)
Source: RefSeq, a predicted model, not a curated record